UGCGCCGUGGCGAGCGCUUCGUUGGCGGCUCCCGAGCGAAAGGAUCGUGACUCGGGAGUCCUUCUAAUCGGUACAAAUCGCGAAAUCCGUGCAUCAUGGCGGUGCUUUGGUGGUUGCUCGUGGUACAAGUGGUGUUGGUUAAGCCACCCACUUACCACUCGGCCACGCCCCCUGGCAACGGUCAGUUGCGCCGCCUCUGGCUGCAGGAUCAUUGCAGCGCGGGAAUCUGCACCAAUGUGGUGAUCGGUCGCAGUGACUAUGUGAUCUUGUCACAGGCACCCAUUGCGGGCACCACAAUGCUCACCUUUCUGAACUCGAGCAUUGCGAAGAUACCACACCUGCUCUUCGACACUUUUCCGGAUCUGCAGGUGCUCCGCAUGGAAAACUGCUCCCUGGAAACGUUCGAGAAACCGCAGUUCGAGGGGGCCAGCAAUUUGAUGGGCUUGUUUCUGGGACACAAUCGCCUAAAGGAGAUACCCAAGAAUAUAUUUCUGGGCGCGGACAACCUGGCCACCCUGCAUCUUGAGGGGAACCAGUUGAAACAGUUGGGCAACCAUAGUUUCCAUGCCCUCAAGGAGGUGAAGGAACUUUCUCUGGCGGAAAAUCAAUUGGAGCAGCUUGCGCUCGGAGUUUUCAGCGGUAUGCGGAAACUAAUGGAUCUAAGUUUGGCUGGCAAUCGCCUGGAGGCUCUCCCAAGAGGAAUCUUUGACCGGAAUUUAAACCUCACCAAAUUGAGCCUCGCAAGAAAUCGGUUUACCGCCUUCGAAUCGGAGCUGUUGAGGCUGCAACCCGUUAUGACUCAGCUGGACAUUUCGGGGAAUAUCUUCCAAGAGCUAACACUCAACUUCAGUUCGCUGGAGGUGGCUAUAGCGCACAGCUGCGAUUUGAGGAGGCUAACCGUUUACGGAGUGGUUCACGAACUCGAUUUGCGCAACAAUUCGCUGAGGGAAAUGCCGCAUAUUCCACAGGCCGCCAACGUGAGCAGCUUGGACUUAUCGCACAAUCCGCUGGGAAAUCUUCAGGGAAAUCCCCUGCGUAGAUUCACAUCGCUGCUGCGAUUGAAUAUUUCGGCAACCGGAGCUCACGAGCUGCCGGAGGGAUUGUUCAAGAAGCAGAGCCAUUUGCAAAUGCUGGAUAUUUCGGGAAAUUCCAUUUACUCCCUGAAGAUCACAAUAUUCGACAGCUUGAAGGCGCUGCAGUAUUUCUACUUCCAGCAGAACAACUGGAACUGCGAUUUCCUGCAGCUUCUGAUGAGUUCGUUUGUGAAGCGCAAGGAUAUAUCCUUCAUGGAGGACAUCACAGCUCCCGAACUGGUGGACGACUAUGUGGAUGGCAUUGCCUGUUGGUAUGAGAGCGACAAGCAGUCGAAGAAGUGCGAAUCUGGUGGAUCGGAAGCGGCCAUGGAACUCUCUGUGGUGCGAAACGAGAUCAGGGCCUUCACUGAGGUGGUGGAGAAGAAGUUCGUGAAGGUCUAUCGCAUGUUGGAGGAGCUGAAAAUGAAGCUAUAACGGGAAUCGGAUCAAGGAUCUUCCCAUAUUAAUCAAACCAUAUUUAACCCCCAUAUUUAACCAACUAUUUAACCAAAUAUGAAGUAUUGUUAACCUACACUAUAAGUUAUUUGACACACGACAGCAAGGCUAAGGUAUUUUAAGAUGUUUUCUGGAACCAAUAAAGCACUACUUGGAACUCUAGGGAA
Drosophila ficusphila is the source of this 1696-nucleotide messenger RNA. RefSeq names its product carboxypeptidase N subunit 2 (gene alrm). The transcript has a single exon. The coding region runs from base 96 to 1508 and encodes 470 amino acids. Lineage: Eukaryota; Metazoa; Arthropoda; Insecta; Diptera; Drosophilidae. The record is from RefSeq and is a predicted model, not a curated record. Gene Ontology annotation, molecular function: protein binding.